Messenger RNA from Fulvia fulva, 495 nucleotides. RefSeq lists its product as uncharacterized. NCBI's taxonomy places the organism in Eukaryota, Fungi, Ascomycota, Dothideomycetes, Mycosphaerellales, Mycosphaerellaceae. The record is from RefSeq and is a predicted model, not a curated record. Gene Ontology annotation, cellular component: ribonuclease H2 complex. Gene Ontology annotation, biological process: RNA catabolic process. Bases 1 to 495 code for a protein of 164 amino acids. The transcript is spliced from 2 exons.
AUGCUCGCCCUCCCCUCCACCCCCAAGCCCAACACCCACACCCGCACCCUCACCCCCAACAUCCUCCCCUGCCGCAUCCACCACUCCGGCCCCAUCCCCACCUCAAAACACCACUGGAACCCCUCCAAAAUCACCAAGGACUCCCCCACAGCCACAACCACCACCCAAUCCUCCUAUCUCCGCGGCCGAAAACUCCUCGGCAAGAGCGUGAAACUCCCCUCCACCUACACCGGCGUGGUACUGCAGAAGACGGAGAAAGUGCUACCUCAGCCAGCUAAGCAGCGGGAGGAUGAUGGUGAGGAGGAGGAUGGGGACGAGCCAGUGGAGGUGAAGAUGAUGGAGACGAUUGGGAGAUUUGAGGAAGUAGUGGUGUGGGGACAUGAGAUGGUGCCGGAGGAGGGGGAGGAUGUGUAUGUCAAGGGACUGCAGGAGUGGAUUGGGUUCGCUGAGACAAUGCACUCAUACAACGACGACAAGACUGGGACGCAAUCAUGA